AUGCUGGGCAAUUUUUCUCCUAGCAAUCAGUACAAAGAGAAAGCUCUUGCUAAAAGAGCCGCGCUCGACAUCAAAGCAACGACCAUCAACGGAGACCGUAAGAUCCACUGGAUCUCGAAGGACUCCCAAGGCUCAAUUGCUCAGGAGCCCCCCACUCCUCCACCAAGACACAAAAGCUCAAACAAUGCCACUGCCAUCCCUGAACUCAAGCAACACGGAGCUCAGAGGGGGCCUCCUGGCACAGUACCUAUAGCACUCUCGAAUCUCGACUAUUUGGAUCAUCCCGGCUCUCGCAAACAAGCUCCAAACUCGACUACCUUUGAGUCCAAACGACAGUAUUCAGGCGAUCAUUGGUAUUCGUCCUCAACGCAAUAUGUCUCUAAUCUCGGAGGCUCGGCCGAUUUCAGUCUCUUCAGUCCGUAUGUAGCGAAUACAAACGACUUCUCCCUUCUUCAAACUCUGGUCGGUCGAACCACUGAUGUCCCAAAGUGGCACACUCUCGAGGCAGGAUGGAUAAAUUAUCCCAUUCAAAUCGCCGAGGCGCACUUAUUCACUUACUUCACGACAUGCCAAUACACAUGCUACGGCGACUAUCUCGGAGGGUACAACACAGACGUGAAAGGAUGGGUCCAAACUUCAGACACCAUCUUCCCUGGAACAGUUUUCACGCCUAGCGUGGAUGGUGGUACACAGUACGAGCUCGAAAUCCUUACCUACCUGUAUCAAGACAACUGGUGGGUUUGGGUUCAGGAUGGCUACAUUGGAUACUACCCAGCAUCGAUAUGGAGCAACGCCAACAAUGGAGCCAAUGGCACACUUGCCGAUGGAGCUGAUUCCAUUUUCUAUUAUGGAGAAGUCUACCAAAGCGAGGAUGCACUGACUACCACAGAUAUGGGCAACGGAGAGUUCGGUGCUUCGAAUGGGUUUGGCAAAGCCGCGUAUAUUCACAAUAUGCAGUACUUUGACACCAAUUCUGUUGCUCAGGACUACACUGCUGGUUUCUGGGAUUCUGAUGAUUCGAGAUACAAUUUCCAGAAUACAGUGUCUAGUGGGGGGAGUUGGGGUAGCUAUGUGUACCUUGGCGGACCAGGUGCUGAAGGAAUUGUCGGAGGAUAGCGGGCAUAUGGCGCAGGAUGGUAGGCAGGUUAGAG
Messenger RNA from Mollisia scopiformis, 1151 nucleotides. RefSeq lists its product as uncharacterized. NCBI's taxonomy places the organism in Eukaryota, Fungi, Ascomycota, Leotiomycetes, Helotiales, Mollisiaceae. Bases 1 to 1116 code for a protein of 371 amino acids. The transcript is spliced from 2 exons. The record is from RefSeq and is a predicted model, not a curated record.